GAUUUCCUUGUUUAUAAUAUUUAUCUACGUUCUUGACUACCUCAUUUACUCAUUUUACUGUCAAGGCAAGAUAGACUAGGCAUAGACGUAAAUCUAGAUCUGCUUACGCCAGGCAAGCUAUUGAGCCUUGGCAUGAUCCGCAUUUAAAACAGUUAAUACCUUGAGCUUUUAAGAUUUGUAUAUCUAUUAUUAUACUCUAAUUUCUAAUUAUAGAUCUAUUAUAAUCUAUAUUAGAAAUGAUCAUGGCUGCACAGCACGCAAUAAUUCAUUUAAUUGCAACCACAACUAUUUUUUGUUUAGUUCUGUUUAUUCAAACAGAAAGUCGUUUAACAUAUUCUGUUGUGAAAACAACUUCUCUUGAAUUUGAAUCAUCCGAUCUAAAACAAAAAGCAUAUUCUGAUUCUCGAAUUCAUCAGGCAGACUCCAAAGAUAAAUCUACAUUACCCAAAGUCAAUGAUUUCCAUUCAAUCAAAAAGAAUUCACCUCCUUGUUAUGUGAAAAAAUUUAACUUUUCGCAUCCAUCUCAGUUUGUCAAAACUAAAAAGAGACCCUUUGAAAGUAAUCAUGUUCUUCAAAAUUUACCUGAAGCUCUUGAUUGGCGAAACGUUAAUGGAACAAAUUAUGUUAGUACUACUCGUAAUCAGCAUAUACCACAAUACUGUGGCUCCUGUUGGGCUUUUGGAUCAACAAGUGCUAUGGCUGACCGAAUUAACAUCAAGAGAAAAGCUGCUUGGCCAAGUGCAUACCUCUCUACCCAGGAAGUCAUAGAUUGUGCUCAAGCGGGCAGUUGUGAAGGUGGAGACGACAAAGGUGUUUGGGCCUAUGCCCAUAAAGAAGGCAUUCCAGAUGAAACCUGCAACAACUAUCAGGCCAAAGAUGGAGAAUGCAAUGAGAUGAACACUUGCAAGACAUGUAGCUAUGGUGGAAGCUGUGUUAAAGUUACUAACUUUAAAAGAUGGAAGGUUUCUGACUAUGGUCCAGUGAGUGGACGGGAAGCUAUGAUGGCAGAAAUUAAAGAAAAUGGACCAAUCAGCUGUGGCAUUGCUGUAACAGAUAAUUUAGAAAAAUACACUGGUGGAAUUUAUAAAGAAUAUAAACUUUUCCCAAUGAUCAAUCACAUUGUCUCAGUUGUAGGCUGGGGAGUACAAGACGGAGUGGAGUACUGGAUUGUUAGAAACUCUUGGGGUACUUACUGGGGUGUUGAAGGCUGGCUAUAUAUUGUGACCAGUAAGAAUGGAAAUGGAGAUUACAACCUGGCCAUUGAGACAGACUGUGCUUAUGGUGACGUGAUAGUUGAUUAAAUUCCUGCACCUAAUAUACAAGAAGACUUUUCACUUGAACACAUUUAUAAACAAAAUAAAAUAAAUUGGUUGAAAAAUUUUACAUUAAGGACAUUUAAGACAUUAGAAUUUUAUAUAAAUAUUAAUUUUCUCUUCUUUAGAAUCUCAAAAUCAUCACUCAAAACAGAUCUAAAAUGAUUUAUUAGGUUUAUUUAGAAAAUUUACUAUAUAUCUUUUUGUUCCUUAAUUAUCAAUGUGGCUAACUGAAGAUGUAUUCUGUAUUCAACAUGUGGAUUAAUAAAAAAAUAUAUAUAUAUAAUUUUUGUCUACAUAGUAUUUUUAACUGCUUUUUCUUUUUAAUUUUAGGAUUAUUCCUAACGGUAAUUUAUUUCUGUAAAAAAAAAAAUAAUUACUUGUAGGAUAAUUGCAAAAUAGGAAAUUAAAAUAUUAAAGCAUUCAUUUCCGAAAGGAACGAUAAUAAAAUUAAAUCUAUAUUGUUAAUGUCUUUAUGGAACCAAUCCUUCUACCUUUGAAAUAGUGACAUUUGCAGCUAAAUAUCUAAUUCAACAACCACAUUCUGGCACCUCUCAUUACAUAAUCCCUAUGGAAAGUCUUUCAUGAAUUUCUCAUUCUGAAUUUCUCAACAUACUUAAGAUUUUGCUUAUGAUAUAUAUUGUAAUUUUUAUACAAAUCUUUAUCUCUAUACAUUUGAAGUAAGCAUAGAACUGUUUACUUACUGGUUUCUAUUUUAAAUUCAUUCCCCACAUGUUCUAAGUUUUCAUUGAAUAAUUUUGUGUACAUAAUUUUUUAUUGAUGCAUUACAAUUUUUUGUAAUCAAAGCUUAUCAAACACUUUUUUUUUUCACAACUUUUCAAACUGAAAAUUUAGAAUGCUAAUAUUACACAUUGGAAAACAUACUUUAAAAAAAUAUAAAAAAUUUUGAUCACCAAAAUGUGAAAAUCUGAUAUUAAUUUAGUUUUUAAGAGUGCUGCCAAGGCAUUAGGCAAAUUUGAACAUGCUCUAGGCAUCUGUACAAAGGAUUCAUUAAUAUUGUGAUUCCUUACAUAGAAACCCGGGGGGAGGGGGGGGGGAAUUAUUAAAAAGCAACAUUUUUUUUUUACCUUCAAUAAUUUACUGUAUAUUAUCAAUAUUCUCAAAAUAAAAAUGAAUUUAUUUUCAAAACAUCUUACAUUGAAUUUAUAAUGUGUACUUUUGUAUGUUAAUACUUAAAUUUUCACUAAUGGUUUUAUCAUAUCAAUUUAAGUUUGGUAUUUCCCUAUAAUAUUUCAUUUUAAAUUAGAAAUAUUUUUCUAUUUACUAAUUUUUAGAAGAAUGUCAGUUCAACCUAGUAACUUUUUUGUUUGCUCUGUAGAAAUGAAAAUAAAUAAAUAAAAACUUUCAAAUGAAAAAA
This is a messenger RNA of Biomphalaria glabrata, 2691 nucleotides long. Its product is annotated as cathepsin Z-like. The record is from RefSeq and is a predicted model, not a curated record. Bases 237 to 1301 code for a protein of 354 amino acids. Gene Ontology annotation, molecular function: cysteine-type endopeptidase activity. Gene Ontology annotation, cellular component: lysosome. NCBI's taxonomy places the organism in Eukaryota, Metazoa, Mollusca, Gastropoda, Planorbidae. The transcript has 7 exons.